Aspergillus versicolor CBS 583.65 is the source of this 350-nucleotide messenger RNA. RefSeq lists its product as uncharacterized. The record is from RefSeq and is a predicted model, not a curated record. NCBI's taxonomy places the organism in Eukaryota, Fungi, Ascomycota, Eurotiomycetes, Eurotiales, Aspergillaceae. Bases 52 to 267 code for a protein of 71 amino acids. The transcript has a single exon.
CUCUGUCAAUCACAUUGCAAAAAGCAAGAGAAUUAUUCAAUCAUUGUCAAUAUGAAGUCCCCAAUCUAUAUCCUCACUGUCCUGCUCCACAUCGCUACACAGUUAGCCCUAGCAGCCCCUAUCACAGACUCUGACUCCGACACCUCUUCUCUAGAAGAGAGAACCCCGGCCCCUCCCCCUAGUCCCAAGCUACCUGCCGCUGCAGCAGCAGCAGCAGCAGCCGCCGCCGCCGGCCGCUGCAGCUGCUGCCGCCUCAGGUGGUGGUAAGGGAGGAAACGCAGCUGCUGCCGCUGCCGCCGCCGCUGCCACAGCUGGAGGUGGAGGAAAGAAUGUCGCCGCGGCUGCCGCCG